Molecule: messenger RNA, 1077 nt
Organism: Penicillium subrubescens
Lineage: Eukaryota; Fungi; Ascomycota; Eurotiomycetes; Eurotiales; Aspergillaceae
Product: ribosomal RNA processing 1 family protein
Exons: 3
Coding region: 36-998 (320 amino acids)
Biological process (GO): rRNA processing
Cellular component (GO): nucleus; preribosome, small subunit precursor; preribosome, large subunit precursor
Source: RefSeq, a predicted model, not a curated record
AGACAACCACCGGUCAUAUUGUUCAUAUUGGCAAAAUGGCGGACAUUCAGAAGACUCCCUUUGUGAGGGAGCUUGCCUCAAGCGACCGCAAAGUCCGCGACAAGGCCCUCGAGUCCCUCACAUUAUUCUUGCGCUCGCGUAACGAUCUCUCUCUUGUGGACCUCGUCAAGCUAUGGAAGGGUCUCUUCUUCUGCUUCUACCAUUCUGACCGACCUCUCACGCAACAAGCCCUCGCCCGCGCGCUCUCCUACUCCCUCGUCCCCUCUCUCCCUCAUGCUACCCUCCACCGCUUCCUGCGCGCCUUCUGGAUCACCAUCGGUCGGGAUUUCCACUCCCUGGACCGCCUACGACUGGACAAGUACCUCUUCCUGAUCCGUUGCUACGUCGGCGUCGCAUUCGAGAUCUUCGUAAAGGGCCCCAACAAGACCGACAACGGAGACGCCAAGAAGCGCAAGCGCCAGGACAACGGCAAGCAGGGCCGCGGCAAGAAGCAAAAGAAGCAAACCGAGAGCGAGCCCGCUCCCGCAGAGACUGAGACUGAAGAAGGAGAUGGCAAAUGGGCCGAUCUCGAGGCUUAUAUCUCCAUCAUCGAGGAAGGCCCUCUUUGCCCUGUCAACUUUGACCCCGAUCAAUCAUCCAAGCCUGUUGUUGAUGAGAAAGAUCCGAACUUUGUUCCUAUGCCGCAUGGACCGGAUGGACUGCGCUAUCACCUGAUUGACCUCUGGGUUGAUGAGUUGGAGAAAGUUCUGGAGUUUGAUGGCGAUGAGGUUGACGAGGAGGGUGAGCCGAAGAAUAGGAAGAUCAACGGUGAUGUGCCUAUGGAGUUGCUUUUGCGGCCUUUGGAGAAGUUGCGUACGGAGAGCCCAUACAAGCCUGUCCGGACAAGAGCAAUUGAUGCUCUUGAUGAUGACCGGUUGGUGGAGUGGGGAAUCCGUACGAGGGAGGUGGAAGAGGAGGAAGAAGAUAGUGAGGGAGAGUGGGGUGGUUUCGAUGACUAGUGGGUGCAAAAAAAGCCCACUGGUCUCGAGUUUCUGUACAGCAUACCUAUUUAUAGCGAAACAUGAAUCUGAUUCAAAG